AUGCCAGAGAUUGAGAAGCUUCACCUUGAGGAUGCAUUCGAAGAUAGCCCACAGUGGAUACAGACCAUAAAGAAUAUUGCUAAGGAAGGUGGAUAUGUGAAAGAAAGGGAUCCUUCUGAAACCAAUAAAAAGGAGCGGGCUGAAAGCAAAAGCAGAAGUAGGUCGGCCAGUUCAGAUAGUGGCGCUGCCAAGCAGCAGUCUUCCUCAUCAGGGUGGGUCAUUGUUGAAAAAGUUCAGGGUGCUACCAGAGAUACCACACCGCCAGCCACUAAGAUAGCGCCCUCUGGUGACCUCGUGCUGAACACGCCCAUACAGUUUGACCUUGCUUCACCCACAGAUGAGGUCAAGGACAUUGGGGUCAAAGAAGGGCCUCAAAAGAGGAUUAACCCCUUUGACCAGACGUCCUUGCAGAUGGUGGCAGAUGACCAUGGGGCUGGUGCUGCCUUCUCACAGAGUUUUCUAGUCAGAUUUCUUGGUUCCAUGGAGGUAAAGACAGAUAGAGGUGAACAGCUGAUUUAUGAAACCAUGCGUCAGAUCAUGGCUGCCAGGGCCAUUCACAACAUCUUCCGCAUGGCAGAGUCUCACCUUGUGGUAUCCAGUAAUGAAAUGAAAUUGCUAGACCCAAGCAGCGGCAGUCCCAGGUUGAAGUUUAGCCUUAUGGACGUGUCUUUCUGGGCUGCACAUCAGGACAAUAAGAGGUUAUUUGCAUUCAUCACCCGAAACCGAGGCACAACAGGGACACCCCCUUCGUUUACUUGCCAUGUAUUUGAGUGUGAUCUCUCAGGAGAAGAGAUCUGCCAGGCCAUUACCACGGCAACUAAAAUGGCUUUUCAGGCUGUGAUGGAGAAGAGAGCAGCAGAAAAGGAACAAGCACAACGGGCAAGAGAAAUGAAAAUCCUUAUGGCCAACAUACAAAUAUUGGAUGAUGUGGUGGAAGCAGAGGAGUCAAGUGAAAACAGUCUGCAGCAACAAGCAUCCAAACAACAACAACCAAAACAAAAACAACAAGGACAUACCAAAACAAAACAAAACCAAAGUCACAAGAACUCGGGCGAUGUAACUGUACCUGAAUGUGAUUCUAGUGUGACUGCCGGACAGACUGCACCUGACCAAUUGAGCUGUGAUGGGACUCCCAGUAUUUUACUCGGCGUAACAGAUGAAGAUGAAGAGUCAGAGGCUUGAGUCAGGCUUGAUACUCGCCCUUUGAAUUGUGGUGGAUGCUGAGUUUACUUAAAUUAUCGAUUCAUGCUGCAGCAAAUUAAGUCCAAUACUAGUCUCCUCUUCCCAUUGGUUAUGAUUUGAAGUUCUUCUUUACAUUGCCAGAGUUUGAGGAACUGAACCUUUUGUACACAACCCUUUGACAAAAGUUAUGCUUAUAUAGGCUUCAGGCUUUAAAAAGGCUUGUUAAAGAGAAACAGUUAUCUAUAUUUCAGCUUAUGUAAAAUAUAACAUUUUGAGCAGUAUUGUUGCCUAAUGAAAAAUUAUAAACAAAAUAGUAAAAUUAAGCCUGUUUUGAUGAUAACAAAAAUUAUGCUUUACAGGCUUCAGGCUUUAAAAGGCUUGUUUUAGAGAAACAUCUGCCAUAUUUCAGCUCAUGUAAACUUUAUUGUUUUGAGCAGUAUUGUGUUCCUAAUGGAUGUAAUUUUAGAACGAUAAAAAAUUACACAUAUAAUGAUAAAAUUAAGCUUGUUUUGAUGGUGAGGCUGGGAAGAUAUUUGCCUUUAAGACUUUUUAGAACAGAUAUUAAUAAUGUGUAGAGGUACGUAAUCCUAUAAGGUAAUCCCCACAGGAUAUCGUUGUGUAGACCAGGGUUUUCUUCACCUCAGUUCUUUUAUAAAAAGUUUCAGCUUUUUGAAUAUUGUUUUUUGAAAUUUCAUGAUGUUCCAUUUUCAUUUUCAGAUUUGAAUGUUACU
Lingula anatina is the source of this 1913-nucleotide messenger RNA. Its product is annotated as DCC-interacting protein 13-alpha. Gene Ontology annotation, biological process: signaling. The record is from RefSeq and is a predicted model, not a curated record. Gene Ontology annotation, cellular component: cytoplasm; endosome membrane. Gene Ontology annotation, molecular function: protein binding. NCBI's taxonomy places the organism in Eukaryota, Metazoa, Brachiopoda, Lingulata, Lingulida, Lingulidae.